Molecule: messenger RNA, 3596 nt
Organism: Electrophorus electricus (electric eel)
Lineage: Eukaryota; Metazoa; Chordata; Actinopteri; Gymnotiformes; Gymnotidae
Source: RefSeq, a predicted model, not a curated record
UUGAACAAAGCUGGUCACUGAUUGGAGCAGGGAGGGUGGAGAGAGGUAUAGCGCUGAAGUCUGAAAUACAGAGCUGGCUGGACACUCCUGAGUGUGGAAUCAUGGGAGGCGGUUGUGUAAGGUGGGGCACAUCGCUCUGCCUGUGCUUGCUAUUGGCCCACUGCACGUCUGUCUGCUAUGCCUUCCUGCCUGACUUCUGGUCUCGAGUGCUGACACUGUCCUGGAACUCCUAUACACACCAGUACAUGACCGAGCAGGCUCUGCUUAAUGUAACCAUGGAGACACUGAGGAUGGUGCCUGGACAGGACUUUGGCAGUCCGGCACAGGCAGGCCUGGGCCGGGGGUUCUGGCGGUCUGUGGCUGACGUGGUCAGAGCCAACGCCGACGUGGACUUCGGGAGCACUACGCGUGCUGACCCAGCGUACCACUUUGACUCGGAGAGAGUGGACGAAUCCACGCAGGUGCUGCGCGAAUUCUGGAAGCAGACGCUUCUCCUGGCCCAGGAGAAAGAGCACCAGCAGGCCAGACGCAGCCUGGGACGACUCUUACACACCUUACAGGACUUUUAUAGCCACAGCAACUGGGUGGAAAUGGGACAACGUUCUGAGUACCUUCACCUUCUCCACCCCACAGAACCUGCAGUACCUGUGGCCUCAGAGGACACACCCACCUGUGCUGCGUGCCACCGAUUCAGCUGUUAUAACAAUCUACUUGACAAGCUGGUGAGCGGUUCUCGUGAGCCACUGCUGACCACUGGCUAUGUGAACACAUACCCUGCCAAACCCACAGGGAAGUGCAGCCAUGGUGGUCUUCUGGACGGCAGCCGUCACCAGGGAGCGGAAGGUGGAAUUAACAAGGACAGCACCUCCCCUCUCUUCUCCCCGCAUCACUAUCUCCACAAAGAGGCUUCGGAACUCGCUACCACGGCAACCCUCAGUGUGCUCCGAGACCUCCGUGACGAGGUUGGGCCCAAGAGCUUCCUCAGGCUGUUCAGCGUCCAGGAGCUUCCGCCCUUGGUGAUUGUUAUGGACACUACGGGCAGCAUGUUCGAGGAGAUCACAGCUGCCCGCCUACGUGCCAUGUCCAUCAUUCAGGCCAGAGCUAGGAGCCAUGCACCCAGCCUGUCUGGCUCCUUCCUGCUGGUACCUUUCCAUGAUCCAGGUGUAGGUCCAGUGCAGAGGACUGAUGACCCUGAAGAAUUCCAGCAGUUCUUGGAAGAAUUAAUGGCUCUGGGUGGAGGGGAUGAACCAGAGAUGUGCCUCUCUGCCAUUCAGCUGGCUCUCAUCCAUAGCCCACCGCAGUCUGAGAUUUUUGUGUUCACUGAUGCUUCCCCCAAAGACAGACAUCUGUACAACACAGUAAAAGCGCUCAUCUUAGAAAAACAGAGCAAGGUGACCUUCCUGUUGACUGAAGACCUCAGUAAUAAAGCAAGUGGGAGGGGUAUCCUAAAGAGGAAGAGGAGAGAGAUCCUGUCUCCUGAUAGGUUCUCUCUCUACUCCUCCCUGGCCUCAGUGUCUGGCGGUAUGACCAUUUUCACCACAAACAAAGACAUCCACAAAGCCUCAGCCAUUGUGGAAGACAGCACUACUUCUCACAAGGUGACUCUGUUUCAUGCAGAAAGUGAGACAGAUUCUGCCUACACAUUCACUGUUGACCAAGCGGUGAAAACUGUCACACUCCAUGUUGCUGGAAGCAUCAUGCAGUGUGGCCUCAUCAGCCCUACAGGUGUUCAUCAGGCUCUUCUCAGUACAGCUGGGCCUCUGGCCGAGCUGGAGCAGUCAGGGGGUCUGUACAGAAUCUGUCUGCUCCCGCCUAUAGAGCCUGGCCAAUGGCAGCUCACUGUUACGGCUCAUGGAUCAGUCACAUUCAGUGUCUUAGGUGAAAGUACGUUGGAAUUCCUUUAUUACUUUGCACUCGAAGUGAGUGACACUCACCCAGGACUGAGGAGAGUGGAAGGCAGCCCUAUUGCAGGUGUACCAACAUUUUUAGUAGUGGCUGUAAUUGGCCUGUCCAGCACUGAUGAUGCCACAUUUAGUCAUGUGACCUUGCUGGGGACCAGUGGUCAGAGCUUGCAGAAGGUUUUGCUGAAUUCAUCGAGUUCCACUUGGUCCGGAGAAGAACUGGUGGGCAGAAUAGACUCAGUUCCCAGAUUGCCCUUCAGUGUCUGUCUGUCUGGCAAGGAUGGGAAGGGAAAUAAACUUGAGAGGGUUUCCGCGGAGACAGUCCAGCCCACGCAUGUACAGAUACUGAUACAUUCAGCUCCUCCUCUUCGGGCAGGUCGCCGCACCACCGUCGUCUUUGAGGUGUUUAACCAUGGUCCUGCCCGCCACUUCACACUGACUGCAGAAGAUGACCGCCGUUACCUCUCCCAUAGCAAACGGCACAGGUUAUCUGUAGGUGAGAGAGGCUCUGUGACAGGGGAGGUGGAGGUUAACCCUCCCCGCUCCGCCACGGCAGGCCAGACAGUCACACUGACCUUCACGGUCCAGGCACAGGACUCAUCUGACUCAAACUACGCUGUGGUCCCUCUGACUGUUCUGCCAGAGGAGCAGGAUAUGUUUCCUCCGGUGUGUACUGUAAUGCAUGUGGAGCUGGCCUGCUCUUCUCACUGCUCUCUGGGCAGCUGGAGUGUCUCCCUGGCAGUGAGGGACAGGGGUCACUCUGGCCUGGGCUCCAUACAGCUGGCUGUAGGACAGGGCACCCUCACGCUGCUUCACGAGGAGACCACAGGGAGAAUCAAGAGCCCUCUUGUGCAGCUCCAUGAGGAGACCACUCAAGGGCAUGAAGAGGUCACAAACCACCAACACAACAAAUCACGAACAAGACUUGAGCAUGGAGCUCACAGGCUGGAAAUGGCCAGAUUAUUGCAAGGUGACCCUCCACUGAACAUCACUGAUUGGUCUGGGGGGAAACCCGUGAUGCUGCACUAUACUGCAGGCUGCUGUGUGCCUCGUGCAGAAGUGGUAGUGGGGGACCUAACAGGCAAUAUGAGGACCUGCCAUCUUACAGCCAGACACCAGAGGGCGCUAAGAGAGAAAAGUAAUGCACCAAAUGGGACUACGCACACAUUUCUAACUCUUGUAUUGUGGAUUCUGGCGGAAUUAGAAACAAUGUAUUAUGUUACCUAAUGCCAAAAUGCUUUAGAGAAGGGCUCUAAAGUCAGUAAUAAGGAAAUAAAUAAAAUGAUUAAAAAAUGUACUUAAAUGGUGUUUAAAUAUUCACUGGCAAAUAUGAUCACAGUGUUGUCUAUAAUACAGUACUUAAUCCCAUCAAGGGCAUGGCAUAAUGAAAAUAUAAUGUUCAUGGCAAUCGAGGAUGUACCAAAUGAUCAAGGUCAUUGUAGGUGUGAACUUUGUGGUGAAACUGCAAUACAUAUGCUUCAACAUGAUUUCCUUCAAGUGUGGUCUUCAAAUAGCUUAAAUCAUUGGUUCAUUGGAGAGCUUCAGCAAGAACCAAAAUGCAGGUCUUUAGCAAUUUUGGAGUAUAAAUGUAAAUUCCUUUAAUUGUUCUACUCACUUAUUAUACUAUUAUGCAUGAUGUAGUCACCACAAACAGUAAAUUAUGUUACUAUAUUCUAGCAUUGUAGGACUUUAAUA